Molecule: messenger RNA, 3495 nt
Organism: Alternaria novae-zelandiae
Lineage: Eukaryota; Fungi; Ascomycota; Dothideomycetes; Pleosporales; Pleosporaceae
Exons: 5
Coding region: 1-3495 (1164 amino acids)
Biological process (GO): regulation of transcription by RNA polymerase II
Cellular component (GO): nucleus
Molecular function (GO): DNA-binding transcription factor activity, RNA polymerase II-specific
Source: RefSeq, a predicted model, not a curated record
AUGUCGUCCCUACGGCCUGCACAUAUUGUGUUGAACCCGUACUUCUAUCCGGCGGGCAAUUCACCAGCCGUGUGCCUGACCCAAGAUGUUCCGCCCGAGAGAGAUGCUGCUCUGCUUCUGCUGGGUUGCGGCGACAUCCGUAACAUCUUGUUCACCAUCUAUAGCGGUUCGGGUACAGACAACCGCCGCCUCGAUUUCACUUGUUGCGACCUAGAAGCCGAGAUAAUCGCUCGCAAUGCGCUCUUGCUUACCUCUAUACUUGACGAUCCGACCGGCGAUCACACGCAGCAGUUGUGGAACAUCUACUAUCAUAACUUCCUCGACUCAGCGUCCGCAAGUCUGCUACAGACUCAGGCUGCCAAACUGGUCGCUCAGGCUCAAUCACCCGAAGCUUGGGAAACCGGCUCUUAUGCGCAGUUUGUCGAGUUCGGCGACAGCACCACGUUCGCGAAGGUCCUCGAGCUCUGGAAAACAUACGCUACACCGCCGGCGGACAAGAAGCAGCACAUACAACUACAAGCAAAGUUGAGAGCGCAGUGGCGCGCCGCGAAGAAGUGGCAAGAAAUCAAAGUCGAGCCUCACGCAUUGCAACUCACUGGCGGCCGAUCGUUUGCUCCCGUCCUUCAAGAAGCACCAGCCGCACUAAACAAGACGUAUCGUACAUACUGGCGAACUGGGACUUGUCUGGAGAACGAGGAGAUGACCAGUCAACUGACCAUCGCGAAUCCGAUGUUCAUGUGCCUUCGCGACGGCCUUCAGCUUCACUAUGGAACCAGCCCACUACUAGGGUUUCAUCAUGCUGCAGCUUAUACCCGACUAUCCACCGAAUCGCCGUUGAAAACAAGCGAAGCAGAUAUCAAAGAAAUGCCCAAACCUAUGGCCUCUGCGCUAACGCAAUUUUCCGAAUGGUGUAAGGCCUUCCGCCUCACCGCGACGAGGGUCAAAGUUCGUUAUGUCUACUCCGAGGCCAUCGCGUUCUGUCAUGUUCUACGCCAUCAGCAGCUACACGGAGGGGCACGAAGUGCCAACUGGUACCGCAACAAUUGGGGUUACGACCGAUUGGAGCUUGACGCCACGUGUUACGGCCCGCGCGGGAAUGCUCCGACAGCAUUCGAUGUUAUCGACACAUCCAAUCUCACAGACCACCUCGGUAUACUCAACGUACUUGCUGCUGCUGGUCCUCUCCUUGUCAGCAGACUGGCUGCCACUAUCAGAACGGAAGUUUUCAUCCCACCAGAGACUACAGCCUCUGAAUCGGCUAAAGCACUGCUAAGCGGCGAUCUACCCACCGUUGCACUUCUGCUUGGUCUGAAGCCCGUACAUUUCUGGUCCGACGCCACCGCUUCAUGGCAUGUCAACGACUCCAUCGAACUAGACUCAAUUCAUGCUGCAGCCAUGGUUAGCUCUAUGUCUAGACAAAUCAUCCUCUGGGGGCCUACAGAAACAACUAGGGUCGAGUGGAUAGCGCCGAGCCUUGCCGAUUUUGUCUUCAAAAUGUAUCACACCAUGUUUCAAGACGAGAACCUACAUAGUCUGCUUGGUUUACUCAACACGGGAUCCGAAGGUAUGCUUGCCCGCAAGCUUCAUACAUACGAGAUGUAUUCGCGAGCAAGUUUGGCAGUUAUUCUACUGCAUAUCAAGAACUCGGGAGUUGUCGAAUGGCGUCCUUUCAUUGAAGGAUUUCUCGACAUGGUGAUUCAAGACAGAACACUUAUGUUGGGUGGACAUUCCUAUCAAUCACUUCUGGUGUAUAUCCAAAUGCUUGGUCUGGCUGAUCUCGCAACGUUUGCUCAUUGGCAUCCGGUUUACUACCAAAAAGAACUACAGAAGGGCCCAUUACGAAAUUGGAGUACUAUCCCACCAACAGUAUGCGUCACAAUGGCCGUACCACAUAGUGCGGUUGCGAUGUUCGCAGAUCUCUUAAAUGGAUGUGGUACGCCGCAGUGCCACAUCAUGACACAAACCUCUUUGUCGGCGAAGCAGAAUGUCUAUCCUGAUAUUCAACUCGGUUUUGGCACGAUCACAACUUCGGGUACAAAAUUCACAGAUGAUUACACGUUGAGCAUCAAAGACGAUUCGCAGGGCUGGUCAGGCAAAGCACCGCUGAUCGUUUCGACCAUGGUAUCUACACUUGGACUGGUAUUCGAAGGCGAUCCAGCUUGCGAAGUUAAGCUUUGCUUAAAGAUUGGAGCUAUAGAGGAGGUCAAAUCCGGACUAGAUGGCGAAUUCUCAAUCACCGUGAAACCUGCAUUGGACUCUACUGGCAGCAGGGUAUCCACCCUCGCAGUGCACUUCAAGACCUUAUCAGCCAAAGCCACAGCAUUCUUGCAGAGUGGAGGCUCCGUAGAUGUACAGUUGCGAGACCCUUUCAAUCUAGUAUUGAAGGUCUACAGCGGAGAUGAUCUGUGUCAGGAGACAGUCCAACUUCCGAUGCCCCUGGAGUCAUGUCAAGGUCAGACCAAGAUUGCUCGGAAGUCUAUGUGGAUUGAGUACUCGGCACCCGUCGCAGACUCAACAUCCUUAUCUACACAACCAAAUGCGCUGUUUCCGUUGCGAAAACACCCAAGGUCAUCUACGGUUGAGCUAGAACAACUUCAUUACGUAUGCCCCGAUGUCCUACCUGUUCUCCAUAUCGACACCAAAGGCCCGCAUGCUAUGUGGCUAAAAUGGCUUACAUCUGGCAAUGCUACCAUGUCGGUUUCAGAGCUCGACCUAUCCAGGAAGCUCCAAAAGAGGGGCGAAGCGCCACUUGGGCGUAUGGGAGUCAAGGAUCGGAUCUUCCAGAUGAUCUCACAAUUCGCGGACCUCAACAGCACCGCCCGAUGCUCUAAUUUCCGUAUUGAGGAUGCCCAUGGCACUGUCGCGAUCGUCAUGGUCCAUGCCAUUCGUAUGGAUUUGUCUAACCAGACUGUCUUUUUGGACGCUGCGGUCAUUGCGAUGCUCAACACCUUACCCAAGGAGUGUACAGCAGCCGUAGAGGGGUUAGCUGAUAUGGAUAUGGUUGGCUUCAAAGUCUCUGAUCAAGAGGCCCUGUUCUGGAAGCAUCUCCUACCAGCGUUCGCGGAGCGGUGUCGCCAGUGGCAGCACAAGCCUUCGUGCGAGUACAAGCAACAAGACAUGGUUCCGAUCUGUACUGUGCCAGGAGAGAGCUUCAUGUGCAGUUGUGGGUUAGGCACCUUCCCUGACGGCUAUCUGGAGAAUCUUGAAGCUUUCAAAUCUCUAGCACGGUUCUCCGUCCGUGUCGCCAUUCCCGUCAUCUUUCCUUCUCCCGUCAGCCGAGAUAGCUCUGCACCAGGUCUGCCAACAAACAUCAACGAGCCGAGCCAUCCGAAGCAGGACUGCUGCAACGUAUGCAGUGCGCGCAAGUCAAGUGAUGGAAAGCCGUUGCAACAGUGUGCGGGCUGCAAGAUAGCGCUGUACUGCUCCUCGACAUGCCAGAAGAAAGAUUGGAAGAAGGGCCACAAGCAAUUGUGCUCACAGUUGAAAGAGGACUAG